This is a messenger RNA of Mercenaria mercenaria, 2007 nucleotides long. RefSeq lists its product as uncharacterized. The record is from RefSeq and is a predicted model, not a curated record. Bases 196 to 819 code for a protein of 207 amino acids. The transcript has 2 exons. Lineage: Eukaryota; Metazoa; Mollusca; Bivalvia; Venerida; Veneridae.
UGAAGGUUACAGUACUCUACUAUGAUUGGCUGAAUCAGAAUCCUAUAUGAGAAUGAAAAAUAAUAUUGAUACAUUCGGAAGAUGUAAAAAACAUUUCUCCACACCAUUUGAGCUGAAAGAAAAUUAAAAACGGAUCCAUUGUUGAAAAAUUGUAGAAAGAAAAUAGAGGACAAUUUGGUAGACAUAUCUGUUACCAUGGAUCAUAGAAUUAUAUACACUGAAGUGAGAACUUAUACUUACGAUGCAAAUUCUGAUAGUGAAGAAGUUUCUGAAGACUUUGAGAACAUAACCGAGUCAGUAGGGAAUGUUAGUGAUUUGGAAGGGGACACGGCCGAGCUAAAAGGUGAAGUUAGUCAGGCAGUAGCAGAUGUAAGCAAGCCGGCAGGGGAUGCUACUGAGCCAGAACGGGAUGUUAGUGAUUUGGAAGGAGAGUCGGCCGAGCUAAAAGGUGAUGUUAGUGAGGCUGUAGCGGAUGUAAUUGAGCCAGUAGGGGACACUACUGAGCUAGAACGGGAUUUUAGUGAGGCAACAGGAGUUAUUAGUGAGGCAACAGGGGAUAUUAGUGAGGCAACAGGGGAUAUUAGUGAGGCAACAGGAGUUGUUAUUGAGGCAGCAGGAUAUGUAAGUGAGGCAGUAAGUAAAGAGUUGCCACAAAGUGCAUCCAGGUCAUGGAAGGACUUUUCAGUUUGUACGAUAUCUCUGAUAGGACUAGAGAUUAUUUCAAAGUUAAACUGGCCUGGUGGUCCUGAUGCAACAACCCCAGAAAGCAAGGAGUUUUACAACAAUAAAUUGGGCAGAUUGUGGAAUAAAAGGAAAUAAAUAAAUUGUCAAUGUAUUUCUGAUGAAGCAAUGAUAGACAGAGAUUCAGAUCAAUUUAUGAUUUACUUGUUCAUUGUCACUUGUUUUGGUAACUUGCAUGUUGGAGUUGUUUUUGUCAGAUGUUAAUAAACACUGUGGGGAAUCACAUGAUCAGAAUAAUCUCAAAACAAAAGUUAUAUUUUGAAGAACAUGAAUAAAUUUCCUACCAGGAUAAGAUAUGAAAUUUAAACAUAGCCUAACAUAUCACUAAUGAAGUUGUCAAAUUAUUAUGUAGUUGACAAUAAUGAUAGAUAUCCUGUAAUUACAAACACUAAGGAAAAUAAGAAGUUUCUGUUUCUUGAAGUGUUCCAGAUAAUCAAAAAGUGAUUGUGAUUGUGAUUGAAAUCUAUAUAGUUUUAGGAAACAUCUCUGUUGUCAUAUGAUAGGCUAUAUUUUAGAUUUACAACAAAAGUUGUUUCAGUAUUAUUCCUUACUAUUCAUAAAUUUAUUUUGGUUUAGAGAUUAUUUUGAUCAUGUGAUUUCCCACAGCGAUUAAUAAGUAAACAAAUUCUUCAGGUGUGUCAUUAUAGGGGUUUGCCUUUAGAUUUGUGCUAAUUUUCCAAAAUUCAAGAAGUGCUUUCUUGUUUGUUAGUUAUUGUAAAUGAAAAGUGAAAAUAACAUGAGUUCCAAGCCAUCCUCCUUGUUUAUAGUUUGUCAUCUUCAUACGAAAGCUAUGAUUUAGUCUUAGUAGAAAUUUGAAUUAAAAUUGAAGAAGUAUAUUUGACUGCUAAUACUUGUAAAAUAGUGGCAUAACUGACUUCUAUUUCUGAUUUCAGUGUUACACUGUUUGAAACAUAUUUUUAUAAAAUUAGAUGUUGUUGAGUUUAUAUGCUUCAGUGUUGUUAUUGAUAGCUCAGAAAGUGAUCCAUUUUACUUUUUUGUUAAAAUAGUUCAAGAAAGAUCUUUUUGUUUUGCAAUGUUUUCCAUUCCCAAAAUGAUACUGAUUUAUGUAGCCUAUGUGCUUCCAACAGGCAAAAUAUAGUCACUUUAAUUAAGCCCCCUCUACAAGUGGUGGGGGUUAUAGGAAUGGUCUCCAUUCGUCCUUCUGUCCAUCCAUCAGUCCAUUCAUAACAUUUUGUGUAGACUCUGUAUCUCCUAAACCCCUUAAAUGAUUUUCAUGAAACUUGGGUCAAAUGAUCACCUCAUCCA